UUUCGCCAGAACAUGGAGAUCGACCAGUGUCUGCUGGAGUCUCUGCCCGUCGGCCAGCGCCAGCGACUGGUCAAAAGGAUGCGGUGCGACCAAAUAAAGGCGUACUACGAGCGGGAGAAGGGCGUCCAGCAGCGGCAGCAGGGCGGAGUCAAGGCGCGAGGGCUGCCGCCGAGCCAACGCAGGGCGCAGCAAGUCCGCUUCAGCCUGGCCGAGGUCCUGCAGGACGCCAUCUUCCGCCACGAUGACAAAGAAGUUCUGCGUCUGUUGAAGGAAGGAGCUGACCCCAACACCCCCAUUUCCUCUGGGGGGUCGUUGCUACACUUGUGCGCUCGCCACGACAACGUGCUGGCGGCGGAGUUGCUGAUGGAGCGAGGCCUGGACGCCGACCUGCAGGACGAAGACCUCUGGACGGCGCUGCAUGUAGCAUGCGCGUGUGACCACGCCGACGUGGUGCUGCUUUUGCUUCUGGCCGGGGUGAACGUUCUCCUGCAGGAUGUCGACGGAAAGCUUCCUCUGGACUACGCGUCCGAGGGAACGGAGAGCCGCUAUUUUCUGCAAAAACACCUGGAGGAACACGGCGUGGACGUGGCUUCGAUGCACACCGUGAGGACAAGGCCCAACACGAUGCUAUCUGACGUCGGGCAGCUGGUAGCUGCAGGGGCGGACCUCGAUCAGCCCAAUGACGACGGGGUCACCUUGCUUCACAUCGCGUGCGCCAGCGGCUAUCGGGACGUGGCGGCUGCGCUGUUAGACAACGGGGCCGAUCCUCAUCCCGUGGCCCACAACUUUUGGACGCCUCUCCACCUGGCUGCUAAAUAUGGACAGGCGAGCAUCGUUAGUCAACUCCUGAGGCGCGGCGCCAACCCCACGCUGCUGAACUGCAACCACGACAAGCCCUCAGACGUUGCAGCGUCUGAGCAGAUCGCGGACUUGCUCCUGAACGGAGAGGCAAGCUGGCAGCAGAGGCUGAAGGACACCUCGGCCCCUCCGCUCUCCCUGGACCACCGCUAUGACGCCGGCGCUCGUGACCUCAACACUCCCGUCAAGAAUCUGAAGCCUCUGGGCCUCCCCAUGGCUAAACGGGACAGCCUCCUCGAGAAGUGGGCCAUGUUCCGAGAGGGGGGCGGGGCGCCCUCCCGCCAACCUUCGCUGGAAAACAUCCUGGAUUCCCCUUUUAGCUCAGGAACAACCAAAUUGGAACAGGUGAAGCUGAUGCCUCCGGCGCCCAACGACGACCUGGCGUCUCUCAGCGAGCUGACCGACAGCAGUUUGCUCUACGAAAUGCAGAAGCGUUUCGGCAACAACCAAAUAUACACGUACAUCGGUCACAUUCUUUUGCUGGUCAACCCCAACAAAGCGCUGCCCAUCUACUCCACUUUGGUGAGCCAGUUGUACCUGAGCUCCACAGGCCGCCUGUGCUCCUCCCUCCCGCCUCACAUCUUCUCCUCGGCGGAGCGAGCCUACCACAUGAUGGUUCAGGAGAGAAGACCGCAAUGUUUCAUCCUGAGCGGCGAAAGCGGUUCAGGGAAAACGGAGGCCUGUAAGCACAUCGUACGACACCUGACCGCCAGAUCCGGCGCCAAAGGUUUCGCGCUGGAAUCCAGAAUGAACCACGUGAAUUGCGUCCUGGAGGCUUUCGGGCACGCGCGGACGGAGAAGAACAGCAACUCCAGCCGCUUCAUCAAGAUGUUGAGCGUCCAGUACUGCGACAAGAGGAAAACGCCGCUCAGAGCGCAUGUGUGCACAUACAUGCUGGAGAAGUCCCGCGUGGUCCAAUGUCCGCUUCAGCAACACGGCUUCCACAUCUUCUACCUGAUGGCUGAGGGUCUGUCGCCCGAGGAGAAGAAGACUCUUUACCUCGAUAACAUCUCGGCUCACAGGUAUCUUAAUGGAGGACUUCCGGGGUGCAAUCCUCUUGUUGAGAGCAGGGAGCGUCUCGCCGCCGUUAAGCAAGCUUUUCAAGCGAUGGGCUUCAGCAAGCAGGACACGGAUUCCGUCUUCGCGCUGCUCGCCGCCGCGCUCCACAUCGGGGAUCUGCGAUUCGCGGCGCCGACAGACGCCGACGGCGCCUUCGCUUCCGACCUGCGGCUCCUUGAGCGAGUGGCAGGAUUGCUGCAGGUGUGCACUAGCGACUUAAGCAGCGCCCUCACCUCAGAUAUUCAGUACUUCAAAGGCGACGCGAUCACUCGACGCCACACGGUGGAGAUGGCCCAGCAGCACAGGGACCAACUGGCCAAGGCGAUCUACGGGCGACUCUUUAGCCACCUGGUCAACCGCAUCAACGACUACCUGCAAGGACACGACCAAAGUGUUGGCGACCCUGCCUUUGAAAUCGCAAUUCUGGACAUUUUUGGUUUUGAAGAAUUUCAAAGGAACAGAUAUGAACAGCUGUGUGUCAACAUGACCAACGAGCGACUGCGGCGCUACGUCUCCGAGGUGCUAUUCCAGGCGGAGCAAGCCGAGUGUCUGCAGGAGGGCAUCGCCAUGGAGACCCCGCCAUCCCCCGGCAACCACCCAUCUGCUCUGGACUUCUUUCUCCAGAAUCCUCAAGGACUGCUCAGUAUGCUGGACGAGGAGAGUCAAAAUCUCCGCCCGACGGAGCAGAACCUGUACAAGAGGCUUUCCGCCCAACUGGAGUCCAACCCCACGCACGGCCUCUCCUUCACCACCAAGGACGGCAACGGAAACCCCCCACCCAAGGAUCAAGGCCCCACCUUUACGGUCCGCCACCAUACCGGUCAGAUUACGUAUGACCUCACAGGAUCGCUCCUGAAAAACAAGGACUCCCUUCCUCAGAACAUCUUGUUUACGAUGAAGUCUAGCGAGAGCGUUUUGCUGCGCCAACUCUUCCUCCUCAAGUUGAAUCAGACCGGUUCUCUGGUCCCGGCAGCUCAGGGUCGGGUCGGGCACAGGGGGUCCGAAGCCGCCGAGCCGCUCGACAGGACCCGACCGGCCGACGCGCCCCCCCGACCGCACCGGGGCUACCACGACCUCACCAAGAUCUUGAAGAAGAAAGGCUCCGGCUCCUUCGUCCAACGGCUCGAGCGCUGCGGGCCCACCACGGUGGCGGUCCAGCUGAGGAACUCGCUGUCGGAGGUGAUCAGCAAGCUGCGGGCUUCCACGGCCCACUUUGUGGAGUGCAUCCGCCCCGACGGCGGCGGCCGGCCCGACGCCUUCGACGGCUCCCGCGUGUCCGCCCAGCUGCGACAUUUCGGCGCGCUCGACAUGGUGCGCACCAUCCGCUACGGCUACCCGGUGCGCCUGUCCUUUCCCGGCUUUCUCAGCAGAUACAAAGACCUCGCCGUGCCGACGCUGGGCGGCGGGACCAAAUUGUCGGCGGAGGAGAAGUGCCGCCGUGUGCUGCGGCAGACCAGACUGCAGGGAUGGCAGGUGGGCAGCAGCAAAGUGUUUCUCAAGUACUGGCAGGCGGAGCAGCUCAGCGACCGCUGCUACCAAUUGCAUAAAAAGAUCAUCACCUGCCAGAAAGUGGUGCGCGGCUGGCUGGUCCGGCGGCGCGUCCGUCGCCGGCUGCCGCCGCGGCUCAAGGACGACGGCGGCGUGCAACGCUUUCUGCAGGGCGCGGAGGACAUGGGGCUGCGCGCCUACGACCGCCUGGUCAUCCAGAACGCGUCGGACAUCGCGCGCGAGAGCGACCGUCUGCGCUGCCACGGCAACGGCGUCCUCGGCGGCAGCCCGCCGCUCGGGGAGAGGCCCGAACCGGUCGGCAAGGAGGAGGAGCAGUCGGUUAAAAAGGUGAUGGAAAAAGUCGGCGCUGUGAACGGGGCAGGUCGAGUCAUCCGCCACUUUCGAUCCAGCUCGGUGCCGGUGCCCCUGGCCGCGGAGAACGCGUCCCACUCGGCCGUCAAGCCGGCGCCGCAGCAAGCCGCUCACAGCGGCGUGGACAACGGCGGCGGGUGUGCCGCCUCCUCGCCUCGUAAGCAACCUCCCCCCAAGCCGAAGAGGGACCCCAACACCCGUCUAAGCGCGUCGUACGAGGUGGUGAGUGGCGGCUUGGCGAUGGCGGUCAAAGAGAGCCCCACUCCAGAAGGCUCUGCUUCGCCAGCUGGGAGUCCCCCCAAAUCCCAGCUGUCCCCGGCAGACCCUGCAGGGUCAAAGCCCCGUCCCCACAGCGAUGACUACACAACCAUGAGGAAGGUCCCCCCGCCCAAGCCCAAGCGCAGUCCGAACACCAAGCUGACGGGCUCCUACGAGGAAAUCAACGCCGUAGCCCCCCUCCUCCACCAGCUGCGCCCCGCUGACGUCAAGACGGCCUUGCUGUCACGAGCUGGCGGUUUAAUGCAGAAAGCAGCCUCGCUGGACGCUCCGCCGGGCUUAGCGCUGAGUCUCUAUCAGGGCCAGGAUGAAGAAGACAUCUACAUUGAGAUGCUGGGGUCUCAGUCUCGCGCUCGGAGCCUCCAGGAACCGCCCGACAGCCCCGAGGAGGGGGAGUCAGAGGCCGUCUAUGAGGAGAUGUCCUUCUUCCCUCCUGAUGACGCCACACUUCCACCCGCCGCCACGACCAAACCAACCAAGCUGGAGGCCCUCAGCCUGGGCCUGGUGACAUCCAGCAUGUGUCGCCCUCAGACUGAAGAGAGUAAGCGGGUGACAUCCGGGGUGACGGCAGCUUUGGACGUCGCUCAACCGCAUAAGUCGCCGAUCGGUGGCAGUACCAGGGGUCAACAUGGAAAAGAUGGCAGCUGCGACAUUCCGGCCCCCUUUCCCAACCUGCUUCCUCACCGACCACCUCUCCUGGUGUUCCCGCCGUCCCCUGUCACCUGCUCGCCCGCUUCGGAUGAAUCCCCCCUCACUCCUUUAGAGGUCAAGAAGCUGCCGGUUUUUGAGAGCAACCUCAACUACUCAACUGGUCCAGACAGCCCGCUCUCUCCUCAGUAUGUGCGCCAGAGGGCCGACUCCUCCCCGAGCCUCACCGUCCUCAUGCCGGAGAAGAAGGGUACCCCUCCUCUAACCCCACCGCUUCCCCUUUCAACCACGAGUGUCCCACCUCCUCCAUACAGACCACCCUCCCACUUCCCCUUCCCACCUGAGGCCAGCUUCCUCGCGCUGACGCGAACUGCUUCUGUCACUGGGACGCAGUCGGACUCCUCCAAGUCUCUGACGUCGCAAAGACCGAGUGUGGAGCCACUGGGGAAGCCGCCCCCGUACUCCCCGGGGAAGAUGUCCCGCCCGGAACCUCGAAGAGCUCACUCAUGUUCCUCCUCGCCCCUGUUGUUCAACCCGGCCAAUGGAAGACCCCUCACUAGUCCCUUGGACGAGCUCAACACCCUAUUCAGCACCGGACGCAGUCUACUGAGGAAGUCCUCAACGGGACGCAAGAUGCGAGAUGGAGGUUUCAACUCCAAUAUCAAUUUAUCUGGCCGCGACGAGUGCGGCUCGGCCCCGCCGUCGCCUUCGCUGCAGCUGCAGGACAAGAAUGCCAACAAUCCUUCUCUUCACUCGUCAAGCCACGCCCCCAUCGAGAACGGCAACCAGAUCUCCAACGGUUCACUGGAGGACCAGAGUCACGUCAAAUCCAACAUGUCCACAUCUUCUCUGCACAGGCACAUGGAUAGCCACCAUACGCAGGCGUUCCAGAGACUACGUUUUUCCAACGGGGAUGCAGGCACCACGCUCCGGGAGCUCCUGCGAUGGCGACAGGCUCAGUGCGAGGGGCGGGGAGGCUGGAAACACCGUCCGCCGCCUCAGUCGCCUCCCCUGCCGCCCACGCUGCUCUGGUCUGGGAGGAAGACUUCGCCUUGACCCGUGAUUCGAGGACACCUGAUCGAGGCGAGCAAAAGGCACGCGCCCCCUCCCAACCCUGCCAUUUACGAAGCACUUUGUAACUCUAAAAAAAAAAAUGCGUGGAAAGGAGACGGCGUCAAGAUACCCAGGGACGACAUGUACAGUCAUAUUUAUUUUAAGAAGGCGCCGUGGCAGGUGUUUGAGGACAAAGUCCAAGGUUGGGUUUCCGCCAGCUCCAUCCUUAAACGUGGUGCUGCUGAUCAUACUCAGUGAGCUUUCCAGCGACUUUUCAAGUUUACAAGUCAACCGACGCCUUUCGUCACACCCGAGGUCUGAAAACCUCUUUCUCGGGAGUCCCGCAAAACGACGACGCCAACAGGCCGAUCUCGGUAAAAUCCCAGAGUGCGUUUCUCUUCGCCGCCAGCCUUUGAGGAAAACCUCUGGACGAACGCAUUCUACUGCACUUAGCUUUGCAGCGAGAGGGAGAUCUGACAAAAACGCAAUCUGUCAUGACUUUCGCUCUCAGUGCCAAAACGUCACGACUACGACAGUCCUCGAACACCCCCGCCUCCCAUCCCCCAUCUCAGUGUUGAUUUCAUCGACUGUUUCUUGAAAUAUGUCAAAAGUGAGGUCGGAAAAGACGCAAAUGACCUGCGCGUUUGUACAAAAUCUCCACCCGUUCCCCUCCGUAGCGCUUGACCCCAGCUGACAGACGCGAUUCCACCCACCCUGUCGCCCUUUGGUGUUUGACCCCUUCCCCGACUCCCUAAUGGCUCCGAGGACCUGCACGCUCGUUUCCACAGAAACUGCUGUGCAAAUCGGGACCGGUGGCCAAGCACAGUGAUGAACCGAGAUGCUGAGUGAGAUGAAAGAAUGUCACGGGUUCGAUGCAAUGACUGAGAGGUUUGUUUUCAUAAUGUGAAUACCUUGUUUGUAAGAAUGUCAACGGCUACAAAAAAUUGUGUAUAUUCUAUUUAAUAAUGUUUCGUCCCUCCCUUGUGCUGGACUGCUAUUUUGUUCCGAUAACGGGCAUAUUCGCAUUGCUUAAUUGCACUCUGUUUACCGCCAUGGGCUCAAACAUUGGCCUGAUCUUUGAAGACGGGUCGUAAUCAUGAGAUCCGCGAUAUUAUCAAUGGCUCCGAUUGAGUUCUCAUUCCUGCUGAUCACCCUCAAUGUGUUUGAUUGAUUGAUCAGGCUACAACGUUACCUAAGCGACAUCUUGGGCUGACUGGAGGACUGUUUGUUCCUGGAAACUUGCCUUUACUAGUAUGUAGUGUGAUCUAAGGUUCACCUUCAGGAUGUCCUCCGCGAACGAGGUAGCGACCGGUGGUAAAAUACAGAGCGAUACCAAAUACUGUAUUUUACAUCCCUGGCUGUUUUGAGGUAAAUCUUUUAACCCGUUUCAGAUCAAUAAAACAACGUUUCUUCCCAUGAAAUAUAAUGUAGAGUUCAGGUCUUGUGCCGUGCUUGCCCCGUUUUACAAGAAUGGGAUUCAUCCGCCUUUUUCUGGGCUCCAGUAUUGAUUGGGUGCCCCUGUCGCGAAAAUUGCCCCUUCAGAGGUAGUAUCAGACCCAAAUUUUGAGUGCCGGACUUUCUGCGCAGGCAAAGGCCGUUUAAUGCCGGGUUCACUAUAACUGCUCCGAUACAACCACUUUCUGGGAUCUGUGUAUAAAGAACUCCACUUUCGGACGGAUAAGAUGGCAGCUAUUUGAGUGUGAAACUGAAGCGUGGCUGCAUUUGAAGGCCAAUGACGUCAUAACACUCCGCAAUUCAAAUCCGAUCCAAGAACGUGGUCUUGUAUUUGCAGCAUAAAUUACGCCGAUUCUUCAGAUUUUUGGGGGAUUGUAUUUGUUUGAACGUGUAAUGUGAAAUAUGCUGGGACAAUAAAGAUUCUCUUAAAAUAUUGUCAUGCCACGUAUCGUAACAUGAGAGUAAGUGUGAGAAGGUGACGCUACACGGAAGUGUCGCCUUCGUUGACCGGUCCUCCCUUGGACACAGACCU
This is a messenger RNA of Syngnathoides biaculeatus (alligator pipefish), 7741 nucleotides long. It is a transcript of the gene myo16, whose product is annotated as myosin XVI. Gene Ontology annotation, biological process: phosphatidylinositol 3-kinase/protein kinase B signal transduction; neuron projection morphogenesis; negative regulation of G1/S transition of mitotic cell cycle. Gene Ontology annotation, cellular component: myosin complex; perinuclear region of cytoplasm; nucleoplasm. The record is from RefSeq and is a predicted model, not a curated record. Gene Ontology annotation, molecular function: cytoskeletal motor activity; ATP binding; actin filament binding. NCBI's taxonomy places the organism in Eukaryota, Metazoa, Chordata, Actinopteri, Syngnathiformes, Syngnathidae.